CCGCUGCCAGCUUCCCCCCGCCGGCGGCGCCCGGAGCGAGCGCGACAAUCGCGGCGAUCAGCGGGGCCGGAAUAAUAAACCAUGCAGCCCGCGGGCCGCCCCCAGAGCUGCCAUGAGCCGCGGCGCCGCCGCUCCGCCGCUGCUGCUCAACAUGUACCUGCCAGAUCCAGUCGGGGAGACUCUGUUCAAGGAGGGGAAGAGCCCGGCGUGGGGCUCGCUCAGCCCUGGCGUGCAGAAAGGCAGCGGGCAGAUCCAGCUGUGGCAGUUUCUCCUGGAGCUGCUGUCGGACCGCGCCAACCUGAGCUGCAUCGCCUGGGAGGGCGCCAACGGGGAGUUCAAGCUGAUCGACCCGGACGAGGUGGCGAGACGCUGGGGCGAGCGCAAGAGCAAGCCCAAUAUGAACUACGACAAGCUGAGCCGGGCCCUGCGUUAUUACUAUGACAAGAGCAUCAUGACCAAGGUGCACGGCAAGCGCUACGCCUACAAGUUCGACUUCCGGGGCCUGGCCCAGGUCUGCCAGCCCCCCGCCCCCGACCACGCCCUCUACAAGCUCCAGGGCAACCUGGCGCCCCUGCCCUUCUCGGGCAUCUCCAAACUCAACCUCAUGGCCUCGGGGGUGACGCCCGCCAGCUUCUCCUACUGGCCGGGGUCCGCCCCCACCCUCUACCCCGGCCACGGCCUGCAGCCCCCCGCCCCCUUCAGCGCCAUGGCUGCCUCCCACCUCAACACCAUGAAUAACCACUACCAUUAGAGCCCGCCGGGGCGUGCCGGGGGGGGGGCGGUGUGCACGAUGGGGGUGGGUUUGCCUUUGGGUCCCACUCCGAGGGACCCCCUCUUUGCUCCGUGGCCCUUUCGGGGGAGAGGGGGCUUUUCUGAGUAGGUGGCUGGACCCCGUAAGGGAUGGGCCCUCCUGACCUCACCCUCAUGCCCUCUGAGUCAGGAAAGCAAUUAGGCCGAGCCAGGGCCCCGCUGGCAAUGCCAGCCAUGCCCGGAGGGUGAGGUUCUCA
Caretta caretta (loggerhead turtle) is the source of this 1007-nucleotide messenger RNA. It is a transcript of the gene FEV, whose product is annotated as FEV transcription factor, ETS family member. Gene Ontology annotation, biological process: regulation of transcription by RNA polymerase II; cell differentiation. Gene Ontology annotation, molecular function: sequence-specific DNA binding; DNA-binding transcription factor activity, RNA polymerase II-specific. Lineage: Eukaryota; Metazoa; Chordata; Testudines; Cheloniidae. The record is from RefSeq and is a predicted model, not a curated record. Gene Ontology annotation, cellular component: nucleus.